CAGCUUCAUUCAUCCAUCAUGUGGGGCUGGUUCGGAGGCGGCGCCGCCGCUCAGAAGAAGAAGGAGUCGGCCAAGAAUGCCAUCCUCGGCCUGCGGUCGCAGCUCGACAUGCUGCAGAAGCGCGAGCGACACAUCCAGAAUCAGAUAGAGGAGCAGGAGGCCAUCGCCAGGAAGAACGUCAACACAAACAAGACUGUGGCCAAAGCUGCCCUGCGGCGCAAGAAGAUGGCAGAGGGCACGCUGGAUAAGACGAUUGCGCAGAUUGCGACGCUCGAGCAGCAGAUUAACGCGAUCGAGUCGGCCAACAUCAACCGCGAGACGCUGGCGGUGAUGGAGAAGUCAUCACAGGCUAUCCAGAGCAUCCACCAGGGCCUGACACCGGAGAAGGUGGAGGAGAUUAUGGAUAAAAUCAGCGAACAGAAUGCGCUCAGCGACGAAAUCGUCAACGCGAUCACCUCGAAUACGAUUGGCGAGCAGGUUGACGAUGCGGCACUGGACGCUGAGUUGGCCGAGCUGCAACAGGAGCAGCUUGACGAGCAGAUGCUGAGCGCAGGCAACGUCCCGGUAGCGGACGCCGUCCACAAGAUGCCGUCACCAUCGCGUGCGGAACCCAUAUCUAGCAAGAAGGUGGCGAUUGAGGAGGACGACGAGGAAGCCGAGCUGCGGAAACUGCAAGCCGAGAUGGCCAUGUGA
Molecule: messenger RNA, 693 nt
Organism: Trichoderma reesei QM6a
Lineage: Eukaryota; Fungi; Ascomycota; Sordariomycetes; Hypocreales; Hypocreaceae
Exons: 4
Coding region: 19-693 (224 amino acids)
Biological process (GO): vesicle budding from membrane; late endosome to vacuole transport via multivesicular body sorting pathway
Cellular component (GO): multivesicular body; cytoplasmic side of plasma membrane; ESCRT III complex
Source: RefSeq, a predicted model, not a curated record